Ciona intestinalis (vase tunicate) is the source of this 1642-nucleotide messenger RNA. RefSeq names its product bile acid-CoA:amino acid N-acyltransferase. Gene Ontology annotation, molecular function: fatty acyl-CoA hydrolase activity. NCBI's taxonomy places the organism in Eukaryota, Metazoa, Chordata, Ascidiacea, Phlebobranchia, Cionidae. The record is from RefSeq and is a predicted model, not a curated record. Gene Ontology annotation, biological process: fatty acid metabolic process; acyl-CoA metabolic process.
UUAUGCAUUAGAAAAUAAUUUCACAUUAAUAUUUUUAAAAGACGUGUAGAAUAAUUAUGGUUGUUAAGCUUCAGGUUAAGGAAACCAACUGCAGCUUUGAUGUACCAAUUCGUAUAUCUGUGUCAGGUCUACAAUCACAGCAAAAGGUGACUUUACACUCAUACACAACUGUGGAAAGUGGUGCCAUAUUCGAAUGUGUUGCUGUAUAUGCUGCCAACUGCGAAGGUGUAAUUGACACUUCUUGUGAUGAAGCCAGUGGUGGAUGUUAUACUGGUGUUGAUGGAAUGGGAUUGUUCUGGUCCAUGACCUCAUCAUCUUUGAACAGGAGUGUUUAUCCACGUUUUAUAAAAUUGGAUGUCACAACUCCUCUAGUGGUGAAAUUGAAUGUAUAUGAAGAGUUGAUCUUCACAUUGGAGGAGCUGGACUCGAGAAGGAAGAAUUUAAAGAAGCUCGCUUCAACUCACAUCAAGCGAUGGUUCAUGGCAGCGGGAACAAAGAGGAUCACUCUCACUGUAGAAAAACAUGGAAUUCAUGGGACUCUUUUCAUUCCUCCUGGUCAAGGACCUUUUCCAGCGGUUGUGACCAUAUUUGGAGGUCAUCCUGGCACCUUCGAGUUCAAAGCAGCUUUGCUUGCAAGACAUGGUUUUGUAACGAUGGCUCUUGCCUUUUUCGGAUCUCCAGGCUUGGCCCAAAUCAAGCAACCUGUCGAUGACUGGGAUUUUGAUUUAGACUACUUUGAUAAAGCAUUUGAUUUUUUAUCGAGCCUAUCAUCUGUAGACAGCAGUAGAGGCUUUGGUGUAAUUUGUAUCUCUUUCAGCACUAUGCUUGUAAUGGCUGCGGCGUCUUGUGUUGACAGAAUAAGAUGCGUUGUGUGGAUAAAUGGUUUUAUUCAUGUUAAUUGUAUGAGGAUUACAUACAAAGGUAAAAAGUUUGGUCGCUGUGGGGAUAAAUAUCCCUUCAAUUACGAUUACCAAUCAAUGAUUACGAAUGAUGGCUUAAGCACUCGUAAGUUUUUUCCAUAUUUCAGUAACCCAUUUGAUAGCUCAGAAUCUUUGCCCGAUUUUUUCCGUCGCAAAGAUGUUUCAUAUCUUUUUAUCGUUGGGCUGGCAGAUGAAAGUGUUAUAGCUGAAACAUGGGCGAACCAAGCAGAACAGUUGUUUCAAAUGACCGGCCACCCAAGUUAUAAAAUCCUGCGAUACCCAGGAGCAGGUCACCUGAUUGAGCCCCCCUAUUCCCCCCUUAAUGCUGUGACAUUUCAAAAGUCAUACAAAGGACCUAUAAACUGGGGAGGCAAGAAAUUACCACACUGUAGAGCACAGGAGCACUCAUGGAUCGAACAGAUCAAAUUCUUGAAGGAAAAUCUUCCAGCCAAACUUUAUUCUAAGAUGUAAUACUCUUUAUUAAUCUAACAACAUUUUUUAUGGUAUUUAUUAUUGUUAUUUUUAGAAAUGUAAUGGUUUUAUCAUAGCAAUGUGAACUAUACAAUUAGACUUUUCUAACUCAAAAACCAAAACUCAAAUUGUUUGUUAUUUUAUAAUUACUCUGCUUUUAUGUUGCUUUUUAUAAUGAACCUCUGUAUGUUUAAUUUAACUAAUGAUUCUUACAAUAACAAGGCACUGCACGUUUAUUCAAACGUUGUUUU